AUGAGCAACAAGCCAGGCGACAGCGAUGCCGACGAGCGCACGCCGCUCGUCAAUGGCGGUCCUUCCGGGUCGCCAUCGCAUCACAUCAUUCCCAAUGGCAACCAUGGUACCGCCAAAGCCUUCUUCUUCGACUCGCGGCAUACCCCGGGUCUCGAGAGCGACAACUUGGCGAUCCGGUCCCUGGUCUACACCUGGCACAUUGCCAAGGUUACAAUCUUGAGUAACUACACAAAUAUCCUUCUACCAAUGGUACCCAUCGGUAUCAUCGCCGGCGCCAUGGGCUGGGACCCAACGGCCGUCUUCGUCAUCAACUUCUUUGCGAUUAUCCCCCUCGCCGCUGUUCUCUCUUUUGCGACAGAGGAGAUCUCGAUCAAGCUGGGUGAGACCCUGGGCGGACUCCUCAAUGCGACGUUUGGAAACGCGGUCGAACUUAUCGUCAGCAUUGUGGCCCUGAAGGAUGGUCAGAUCGAAGUCGUACAGUCCUCCAUGCUGGGCUCGAUCCUGUCCAACCUGCUGCUCGUCAUGGGCAUGUGCUUUUUCUUCGGUGGCCUCGUGCACCGUGGCGAGAGCGGUGCGGGAUCUGAGCAGGUCUUCUCGUCGGCCGUUGCGCAGGCUACGUGCUCGCUCAUGACCCUCUCGUCUGCUUCGCUGGUCAUCCCUGCGGCUCUGUACGGUGUCCUCGAUCAGAAUGGCUCGGAUGAUAAGAAUCAGAGUAUCCUUGUCUUGUCCCGCGGCACAGCCAUCAUCCUGCUCAUUCUCUACGUCAUGUACCUCGUCUUCCAGCUGCGCACGCACAGCAACCUCUUCGACGCCGAGGGCCAGACAGCCGACGACGAGGAGCCCGAGGAGCCCAGCAUGGGUCCCAUUGCUUCUGCCGGUGUUCUCGUUGUCACCACGAUUCUUGUUGCCAUCUGCGCCGAUUACUUGGUCGGCAGCAUCGACCACAUUGUCGAGAGCGCCAAUAUCAGCAAGGCCUUUAUCGGGUUGAUCCUCAUCCCCAUUGUCGGUAACGCUGCCGAGCACGUCACCGCGGUUGUCGUUGCUCUGCGCGACAAGAUGGACCUGGCCAUGGGUGUCGCCAUUGGCUCCAGCAUCCAGAUUGCACUACUCGUCACGCCCUUCCUCGUCAUGGUUGGCUGGGCCAUCGGCCAGCCCAUGACCCUCCGCUUUGAGACAUUCGAGACGGUGGCCUUUGCGGUUUCCGUGCUGGUCGUCACCUAUACUGUGCAGGAUGGCAGGUCCAACUACCUCGAAGGCGCCAUGUUGCUCGGUCUCUAUAUCAUCAUCGCUGUUGCAUUCUUUGCGACACCCAGCGGUGCGCUGGACAAGUCUGGCGCUUAAAUGACUCGACGUCAAAAUUUUCUUUUUCUCUCUCUCUCUCUCUCUCUCUUCGCAGUCUCUGUUGGAUAUUCUCGAGAGGAGAAAACUGUGUCUAUC
Messenger RNA from Emericellopsis atlantica, 1437 nucleotides. Its product is annotated as Ca2+ transporter. The record is from RefSeq and is a predicted model, not a curated record. Lineage: Eukaryota; Fungi; Ascomycota; Sordariomycetes; Hypocreales; Bionectriaceae. The transcript is spliced from 3 exons. Gene Ontology annotation, molecular function: calcium:proton antiporter activity. Gene Ontology annotation, cellular component: fungal-type vacuole membrane. The coding region runs from base 1 to 1341 and encodes 446 amino acids. Gene Ontology annotation, biological process: calcium ion transmembrane transport; intracellular calcium ion homeostasis.